AUGACAUCCAAGGUAUCGGCUGUCCCUGAACCAGGCCCAUCAAUAGCUUCAGGGCACUCGAUUGAACCCACAACAGGAUCGUCAGAAGCCACGCAUCAAAAGAACGACCCCAUGUCUAGUGCGAAUGCCUCACCCGAACCAAUGCAAGCGACCAAUUCCGCCUUGGAGGGCCUUCCUGCCGAAAUACGCCGUAUUAUUCUUGAGGAACUCGAUUACCCAAGUCUUCUCACCUUGGCUCACACAUCUCCGGUCUUUUACCAGUCAUACCGCUUGCACCAGACACCAUUACUUCGCGCGUGCCUGCAGAAAGCUUUGGGCGUAACCAUCGCUGAUGCCUCGGCCGCCUAUCGAUCCAGUCCGGGAGUGUUCGCACAGGAGCGCAACAAGGAUGAAAUUACCAAGUUCCUCGCCACUGCAUGGGGCGGCCCUCCUAAUGAGCUUACGGAGAGUGAGGUUAGGGAGGUGUCGAGAUUGCAUUUCACUGUGAUGGAACCCCUAUUGGAACGCUUCAUGACUUGGUCGUUGAACCAUUUCUCGACCCUUGAGGCAACCGCUAAGCCACCGAGUAUCACGGAGCGAGGGCGCAUCAUGCGUGCCAUGUAUCGCUUCUCGACAGGCUACAACUUGUUCUACGGAUACAAUCGCUAUGAUCCUUCCCCGAUAGCCUUGGAGGAUUUCGACAUCAUUAGCCUCUUCUUAUUCCUGUUUGAGCCCUGGGAGGUUGAGCAGAUCGUCUCUGUUGAUUGCUGGGUUAGGCAAGAGCUUGAUAGCUUAGAAGAAGUCUACUCUGGUGAACAACGACGGAUUGAGCAGCCCUCCGAGCGAGACUUGAGGGCGGAAGCCCGCGAACCGCUACCGUUCGUUGGGGAUCUGGAACCGGACUCAUUCGAAUCCAAGCCUUCGCCCCCGCUGGGAUGGACUUGGGUGUGCGAGGGCGUCUAUUACAAUGGCUAUGGUGAUCGUUUGGGAAGGGAAAUGCGGCAAAUCGCGUGGGUCAUGUGGGACGAGGGGCGGUUCCGGAAACAGAUGGCAGAAUAUGGUGAUGAAAUAUAA
Messenger RNA from Dichotomopilus funicola, 1053 nucleotides. RefSeq lists its product as uncharacterized. The record is from RefSeq and is a predicted model, not a curated record. NCBI's taxonomy places the organism in Eukaryota, Fungi, Ascomycota, Sordariomycetes, Sordariales, Chaetomiaceae. The transcript has 2 exons. The coding region runs from base 1 to 1053 and encodes 350 amino acids.